CAGCAAUGAGGACAAGAGGCUCAGUAAUAUCCAAAGUAAACACAGCAUUCCACACGACUCGCAUUGGAUAAGCGCUUGGGAGAACUCCUUGGCAUCAUUUUUCUGUACGGAUCGUCGCGACAACAAGAACACUGCCAAAUCUGAACCAUUCAACCCAAAGUGACGGGUCAUCCCACAAUUCGCUUCUCCUUGGCACGCAUCUCAGGUCACACAACAAAUUUGGCACUACGUACCCCCCAACACUAUCACGGACCUUUCAUCUCAACUGUCCAGUCAUCUUAGCAGGCAUAAACAACAUGAGGCAGUGGCUUGUUGCGGCGCUGACACUCGUCAUCACCUCUGGAGAGUUACCAUUUGAACCGUCAGCGCAAGAUAUCUCUCUGCACAAGCCCGUAAUCAAUGUACCUGGAAGCAACCAAAUGUUAACAGGACACGUGCGGCUAUAUCCUGUCAUCGAUUCAGUAUUGUGUCCAAAUUCUUCCAAUGAAAAGGCCACAGCUGCGGUGAAAAUCCAAAGACGAAAGGGGCUAGGUCACUGCACAGACGGAAUAUCACAGCCCGAAACAGAUCAACUGUUGUUCUACGAGUGUAGUAAGGACAUGGGACCUACUGCAGUUAACGAACGGAACGUUAUUCAAGCCGAGGCUCUUAUUCGGGCACCCAGACUAUCCAGAAUUGCGUCAAAUCAGAGAAGCGCCGAAGCACGCGUCUCAAAGACGCUACAUAUGGAAUCUAUGGCAAUUCCUGCCGCCACUGCGCCCAACCAUGACGCUCUCUUAGAUCACGGGCCCGACUUAGAGACGAGCUCGGCGCCACCCCCAGGGAAAGGUACCAUCGACGGGAGGAGGACAUUGGCGGAAAUGUCGGUAGGCCUCAGUGUGGUGUGCUUCAUAUUCAUUUUCUGGAUGUGAAUGCGACAAUGGCGCGUUUGUUGCAUUUUCGAUAUCACGAGAAGAGACUCGGGAUGGGCCUCCAGGUGCUGCUUUCUCGCGCAGCUGAUCUGGAAGGCACCCACAUUUUGCAUAACUGCUUCCGGCGUUGUAGACACUAUUUCGGCUAGAUACCCUGAGAGGGAGAGCAGCAUGAUCAUUGGUGUUUGGGAGUUUGGAGUAUUGUUUCAAGAAAGACUUCACGAUUAAUGCUAAGAAUAAUGAAUGCCAUC
This is a messenger RNA of Microdochium trichocladiopsis, 1162 nucleotides long. RefSeq lists its product as uncharacterized. Lineage: Eukaryota; Fungi; Ascomycota; Sordariomycetes; Xylariales; Microdochiaceae. The transcript has 2 exons. Bases 297 to 911 code for a protein of 204 amino acids. The record is from RefSeq and is a predicted model, not a curated record.